This is a messenger RNA of Drosophila elegans, 3581 nucleotides long. Its product is annotated as insulin receptor. The transcript is spliced from 7 exons. The record is from RefSeq and is a predicted model, not a curated record. The coding region runs from base 713 to 3556 and encodes 947 amino acids. Lineage: Eukaryota; Metazoa; Arthropoda; Insecta; Diptera; Drosophilidae. Gene Ontology annotation, molecular function: protein binding.
AUACACUUAAUGCAUAGUAGUGAACUACCACCUAAAUUAACUAGACGGUGAAGAUUCUAAAAUAUGUUAUUUGUAAAACUAAGGUGCUUUAUCCAUCCAUUGAGAUAUUUGCCAACAGAUUGUAUGGCACAAUCAUCGAUCUCUCUAUCAGCCAGAUGAUCUAAAUAUAUGGCAACUCCCGCGAUAUGAUAUGAAUAUGUGCCAAAAGCGAUCAAAAAAACAGAAGAGCAGACGUUUGCCCUCCACGAGACCAGCCUAAUGUUAAUACAAAAAUACAAUAAAAUAAACAAUAAACAAAUACGAUCGAAGAAGAAAUUGUUUUAAACGUGCGUAUUGUGCUUGUGUGAUAAAAAGUAUUUGUUUACGCUUAAGCUCUAGACGGUAAAGCAAAAUAAUUAGCGAAGAAGUAAAACAAAAGGCAACAGCCCUUCGUGUGUGAUUUUUCGCCCCCGAUAGCGCGAAAGAGGUGAAAAAGCCGCGAGAAAAGCGCUCAAGUCAUAAAUAUCGGGGCUAAUCAGAUGGCCAGAGGGUCAGGGCGCUAAUUAGGAGUGCUAUAUAACUGUAAGCGGAUCGGAUCGGUUCGGAUCGAAAAAACAUAAGUACGGCGGAAGCAACGCAAUAUGUUGGGGCGACAUCGUUGCCGGUACAAAAAGCUAAAGAGGAAAAACGAAAAAUAGAGUUCAGAACAGUUUUGAAGUCCCAGCUUGGCAACAUGCCGUCCAGCAACAUGUUGCUGGGCCUUAGCCUCAUGUUGUUGGCGAUAUAUGCACCUAGUGUCGAAUCAAAAUCGGAGCACGAAUGCACCAGCAUCGACAUCCGCAACGAGUGCCGGAAGAUGCAUCUGCUGGACAACUGCACCGUGGUCACCGGCUACGUGAUGAUCACAUUGAUCACCAGCGAACAGCACUGCAACUUCUCGGACUACAGCUUCCCACUCCUCACCGAGAUCACCGAGUUCAUGAUCUUCACCGAGGUGCGGGGCCUGGUUAACAUCACGAAGAUGUUCCCCAACCUGACCGUCAUCCGGGGACGGCGCCUGUUCCUCAACUAUGCCCUCGGCGUGACCAGCAUGUACGACCUCCAACAGUUGGCCUUCCCCCAAUUGGUGGCCAUACAACGCGGCCAAGUCUACAUCGGGAACUGCCCGAAGCUCUGCAACAUCGACCGGGUUAAUUGGGAUCUGCUCACCCUCAGCAGAGGCGAAAACCACAUCAUAAUGGCUGCCAAGAACUGCAGCACUCCCGUGUGCAAGGGAUGUUCUUCCUCCUACUGCUGGUCAAACAUUUACUGCCAGCGAUCCCUAAACGAAAAUGUUGUUAACCCGAAGGCCAACAUUAACACCUGUCAUGAGGAGUGUUUGGGCGGCUGCGAGAAUAACUCCACAUCCGCUGCUGACUGCGCAGUCUGCCGAGGACUCAGCGACGCCGGAGUUUGUGUGAAAAGCUGUCCGAAGAACAAGUACGUGCUGGAGCAUUUCCAGCGGUGUUACACCAAGGAUGAGUGUGUGAAUAAGCAUGGCUUCGUUAUCUCGGGGUCGCAGUGCGUAGCCUUCUGUCCCAGUGGCUACAAGAAGGACAACCAGUCCGAGUGUGUGCCGUGUGCCCGGGAUGAGGCUUGUGUUAGCUUUUGCACUCCAGAGUAUCCUGGGAAUACCUUCACCAUUUACAACCUGGCCGAUGCCGAGAAGUUGCGUGGCUGCCAGAUCUUCAACGGCAGCCUGGUCAUCACAAUUCGCAACAAGGUGAACGAGACGCUGCUUAGUCAGAGCUUCACCAGCAUUCGCGAGAUUCGGGGCCAUCUCAAAGUCUUUCGCUCGUCCCAGCUGAGAAGCUUGAAUUUCCUCAGCAAUCUGGAGCGUGUGUACGGUGAUCCGUUAGAGAAUCGUCACCACUCAUUCAUACUCUAUGACAACAAGCAGCUGGCCGAGCUGUGGAAGCCCUCGCCGCACCUGGAGUUCAUGGAGGGCGGCAUGUUCAUGCAUCGCAACAACAAGCUGUGCAACAGAAGGAUGCGCGAGUUCCAGAACAGUGUGACCCACCACAGGGCCCUGGACUCCCUGCAGACCAACGACCAGGAGGUGCAGUGCAGUCCCUCAAAGCUGCAGCUGUUUGUGCUGAAACGAACCCAUCGGACUGUGAAGCUAAGCUGGCUGAAGAGCCAGACAAGCCAGAGGCUUGAACUGAUCCACCGACCAUUGAUGCCGGGAAAGCUGUACCACGAGGAGAGCGAACUGGAGGCGCCGGUGUGCACACGCAUAAACUGGAGGCGCCGGCUGCUCUUCCCCGACAAUCUGAUCGAGAAUGGCACCCACUAUCUGCUCGAGUUGGACGAUCUGCAACCGAACACACGAUACGCCUGCCUGCUGCGAACUUUCGGCGAUGACGUGGCUCAGGAUGCGCGUAGUGAACUGACCUACGUGCAGACGGAGCGGGACAUUCCGCAGCCACCGCUGCUGGAGCUGGCCAGGAAGACGGAUAGUUCGCUGAGUGUGCGGAUGGCCAGUCGCGACCACGACAGCUUCCUGCUGACGGUCUUCGAACUGGCCGACGAUCGGGCGUAUAUCGAUCAGCGGAACUACUGCCACGAGCCGGCGUACAUGUGGCAGGACACGGUCGGCGCCCAGUGGCUGGCCUUCGAGGACUACGACGACUGCUGUGCCGCGCGGGCGGAGCAACUGGACGACUCUCGCUUCGUAGCGGACAUGCGGGAGCAGUACCGCUGCACGCUGGACGAUCGCAAACAGUGCCGCAGACAGGCGCUGGCGGAGGCUACGCUGCCGCAGCUCCGGCUGCCCGGAAACACCACGGAGUAUGAGCUCAAAUCGCUGCAUCGCUAUCGCCAAUAUGACCUCCGGCUGCAGGCCUGCAACCAACUGGGCUGCAGCAGUCACACAACGCUCUAUGCGCGCACAAACUACACCAUGGGCGCUGAUCUGCUCGCCCAGCUGAAUGCCUGCCACGUUCCGGAGACGCAAAAGUACAUCCUCCGCUUCCAAGAGCCCCAGAAUCCCAACGGUUUGGUGACCAACUUUGUGGUCCAUUAUCGCAACAACUUCAGCCAGAGCCACGUCGGCUGUGUCACCAGGCAGCAGCACAAGAGUGCCGGCAAUGUGUUUGUCCAGCAGAUAAAUAUCACCUUCACCCAGUGCGCUGUGCGAGUUCAUUCCCUGGCCGGGGAUGCGAUGACGCCCUACAUCGCCAUUGGCCAUUGCAGCGAGGAGGAGCAACGGCUGGUGGCCCACAGCCGGGCGGCCAAGGAACUGGCCCCGGAAAUCUCAGAGGUGCCCGCGACAACGUCGCACGCCCGCGGCAUUAGCAUAUUCCUGAUUUGCUUCCUAUCCGGCUGCAGUGCAUCGCUAGUUUGGGUGCUCUACAAGCGACGCUGCUGGCGGAAAUUGCCCGGACUGCGGCGCUAUGUGCCCGUGCGGGAGCAAUGGCUGCGGGACCGGCAGCAGACCGAGGAUCGCGAAAUCCUUGUCGACGGCUUCGAGACGGUUCGUUUCCAGAACAACAACAACAGCAGCAGCAGCAGCCGGGCGGACGAUUAUACCAUGUAAACGAUAAUAUAUGUAUAUGAACUUA